Messenger RNA from Thamnophis elegans (Western terrestrial garter snake), 7423 nucleotides. It is a transcript of the gene PIK3R1, whose product is annotated as phosphoinositide-3-kinase regulatory subunit 1. Bases 1941 to 3305 code for a protein of 454 amino acids. NCBI's taxonomy places the organism in Eukaryota, Metazoa, Chordata, Lepidosauria, Squamata, Natricidae. The transcript has 10 exons. Gene Ontology annotation, biological process: phosphatidylinositol phosphate biosynthetic process; insulin receptor signaling pathway. The record is from RefSeq and is a predicted model, not a curated record. Gene Ontology annotation, molecular function: protein binding; 1-phosphatidylinositol-3-kinase regulator activity. Gene Ontology annotation, cellular component: phosphatidylinositol 3-kinase complex.
AGGAACUCUGGUGAGUGUAUAUGUGUGUGUGUGUGGAUUUACAUAUACAUGGAUAUUUCUCAAUCUCUAUCACAAUUAGAAUAAUAUAUGCUGCAGCCAAGCAGACUAAAUAGUUGUGUUUUAAUAGUCAAAAUGUGUCUUAAUGAAAGCAUAUGCUGGAACUAUGGAAAAUCACUGGUUUGUCAGAAUCUUGCUCUUUCUGGUUUGCCACGUGAUGUCAUAGCAAGCUAGACUAGUUUGGGUUAAGAAGUAACUUGAUCAUACAAGUGCAACUGUCCAGAAUUUAGCCAGUAGUAUAAUUUUAGCAAGAAAAUUCUCUUCUUUCACCUGUAAAAUGCAUUUUGUUGAAGCCUACCUAAGGGAAAUACAAUGAGAGAGAGAAAGAAAUUACCAACUAAUGGUUAAUUGUGUUGCUUUAUAUCUCAUGUAACCUUUGUAAGCAAUGCGCUUUGGCGGCAGAGCUAUUUGGAUAGCAGGUGGGCUAAACCCUGAGCUUCACUGUUUGAGCUUGUGUCUGGGAUUCUCUGAAGUGUCCUGUUACUUGAAACAAGUGGAAGGAAUCUCUGGUGUCCAUCCACCUAACUGGACAGGGAAGGUUGGGAAAGCAGCUUCAAGAUGGGCUUAAGCAUGGUUGUGGUAGCGUAAUGAGUUUGGAGGUGCAUUAGUCAAUAUGGUGCUAUAAGUAUGCAGUUACAAAAUGUUGGUUUUUUCAGAAGAUAAAAAUGGGUCACCGGAUGAUUCUUAUAUGCAGUGCUUUGAUUGUAAAAUUCAUGGCUGUGGCAGGACAGAACUGUUAACAAUACCAGUGCAAUCAUUUAUGUGGCAGUACUUGUGUUCAAUACUCUCCCUGUCUGGCCUUCUUCAUAUGUGCUAUAUAUUCAAAAUGCAACUCACAACGAGUUGUAUGAUAUGAGAGACUUUUCUGAAGGCUAGAGAACAUUUUUUUUUAAAGAACUUUGCUUUGCUUGAGAGAUUUUUCAGGGCUUGAGGAAACAUGAAGUCUGAUAAACUGAUGAUCACAAGGAGCUUUUGUUUUAAGAGUGGCAAAAGUGUGCAAAUUAUGGAAUCAAGUCAACUAAAUCCAUGCAAACCAAGUACAUUGGAAGAGCAUUCCCUCAUUUCCCCAAACAUUUACGGGCUGGAAAGUCAGCUAACAGGCAUUGAAUGGUUGGGUUCCCCUUCCCCCUCUUGCUGCAGCUGAGGCUUUUUUUUUUGUUCUUCUUUUUAAAAAUAAAGCUAUUUGGAAUAUUAACCCCUAAAGCAAUUGAAAUAUUCUGUAAAUAAUGACUUACGUUGAUCCUGCUUAGAAACAAAUGACAUCUUAAGAACAUUUUAUUAGGAUAAAGCUUAUUCAAAACCAAACAUCCAUAAAAUAGGCAUUGGGCAAUACCUCUUGAGAUUUCUGGUUUCUCUCUUUUUCUUUAAAAGCGCCACCGUCAAAGCUAAACAAUGCCCUGACAUUGCAUUGCUGUGUCUAGAAGGGAAGUAGCUCUCCAUCCACCAAGAAUCCCACAGUAGUUGUGAAAGAGAAGGCUUCCUGCUGCAGCAUAUCACCCUUUGUCAACCUGCCAGGAGUGGAAUGUACCAAAUUCCAGACAGAAAAGAGUAAGGGGGAGGGGGGGGGGAAAUCUGUGUAAACCGAGAAACCGGCUCAGUCUUCUUCUUUUUUCUUUUCUUUUUUAAAUAAAUAAGAUCAGGUGCCGAUCAUUAGUGCCUGUAUUUUCUGAAAUGACAAUUGUUAUAAGAUUAACAAUGAAUAACAAAAAUGAUGAAAUAGGAGUGGUCCAGUGACAUUAUUUUUGACAUGAUUGGCUGGGGAUUAUGAUGUAAUAGGUUACAGUGCAGCCCCUUGGAGGUUUUAAAAUGAAUUCCAAGACACCAUUACAAAAAGAUCCUGACUGUUUCGUUUUAACUGAGCUUUCUUGCUGAAAGUCACACAAAUGUACAACACAGUCUGGAACAUGGAAGAGGUGGACCUAGAGUACCCUAGGACAGAUGUAAAUUGUGGCACAGACUUGAUUUUUUACAUAGAAAUGGAUCCACCAGCAUUGCCUCCAAAGCCUACAAAACCUAACACUGUAACAAAUAACGGUAUGAAUAAUAACAUGUCUUUGCAAGAUGCUGAAUGGUACUGGGGAGAUAUUUCAAGGGAAGAAGUCAAUGAGAAACUUCGUGACACUGCUGAUGGUACAUUUCUGGUACGAGAUGCCUCCACCAAAAUGCAUGGUGACUACACUCUCACACUAAGGAAAGGAGGAAAUAAUAAAUUGAUAAAAAUCUUUCAUCGAGAUGGGAAAUACGGUUUUUCAGAUCCAUUAACAUUCAAUUCUGUGGUUGAGCUAAUAAACCACUAUCGAAAUGAAUCUUUAGCUCAAUAUAAUCCAAAACUGGAUGUAAAAUUACUUUAUCCAGUAUCCAAAUAUCAACAGGAUCAAGUAGUUAAAGAAGAUAGUAUUGAAGCUGUUGGAAAGAAAUUACAUGAAUAUAAUAUUCAGUUCCAAGAAAAGAACAGAGAAUAUGACAGACUCUAUGAAGAUUAUACAAGAACAUCUCAGGAAAUUCAAAUGAAAAGAACUGCUAUUGAAGCAUUUAAUGAAACCAUAAAAAUAUUUGAAGAACAGUGCCAAACGCAAGAAAGAUACAGCAAGGAAUAUAUUGAAAAGUUCAAACGGGAAGGAAAUGAAAAAGAAAUACAAAGAAUCAUGCACAACUAUGAAAAGCUUAAAUCUCGAAUAAGUGAAAUUGUGGACAGUCGACAUAGACUUGAAGAAGAUCUAAAGAAGCAGGCUGCAGAAUACAGAGAAAUAGACAAACGCAUGAACAGCAUUAAGCCAGACCUUAUACAGCUCCGAAAAACUAGAGAUCAGUACUUGAUGUGGCUGACACAGAAAGGUGUUCGGCAAAAGAAACUGAAUGAAUGGCUUGGCAAUGAAAAUUCAGAAGACCAAUACUCUAUAGUAGAAGAUGAUGAAGAUUUGCCCCAUCAUGAUGAACGCACAUGGAAUGUUGGAAAUAUCAACAGAAGCCAAGCUGAAAAUUUAUUACGUGGGAAACGAGAUGGAACAUUCCUCGUUAGGGAAAGCAGCAAGCAGGGUUGCUAUGCCUGUUCUGUUGUUGUGGACAGUGAAGUGAAGCAUUGCGUAAUCAACAAAACACCUACUGGGUAUGGAUUUGCAGAGCCAUAUAACUUGUACAACACGCUGAAAGAACUGGUGCUACAUUAUCAGCAUACUUCAUUAGUGCAGCACAAUGACUCUCUCAAUGUCACAUUAGCCUAUCCAGUAUAUGCACAGCAGAGGCGAUGAAGAUGUUAAUCCUUUGGGGUUAUCUCUUUUUAUUAAAUACCCACAAAAGUUAAUUCGGCAGUCUUGAGGCUUCUGGGUAAAGAAGGCUUUUGAGUUGGAGCUAAGGUGUCAUGGCCUUCAGAUGGAACUGAAGCUUUCUUCACAACUGCAGCGGGAGAGGUCACGGUUGAGAGCUAUGGACACACACUUCUAAUCUAAAGUGCUUUAAAAAAAAACUAAGCAAAAGUAAAAAUGCAGCGAAAGAGAGAGAAAUGCUACACCUGUCUCCCUGCAGGGACAUAGUGGCCUUUAAUCAUGGUGCUUGUUGACCAUCCCUUUGAAGCUUUAUGGGCUCUAAAGUUGGAACUUUGAAGACCCCAACGUGCAGCGGGGGGCCAGCGCAAAAUGGCGGCAGAAAUUUCUCAGUCAUGACGUAGAAGAUGCGGUGUUCAGUGUGCAGUGGAUGCAGUUGCCGGCAUUGUGGAUUGCUGAUUUUCUGGUGAAUGAUAUGUAGCAGAACGGCACUUUCAAUUUUAAGGGACACUUUAAGACUCUGACAGGGUGUUGGUUGGAGAAAUGAACGUGGUAAUAGAAGUGCCAGGAAGUGUUUUUGUUUAGACAUUUAAAAUCUUGUUUUAAGAUAUUUAAGACUGAAGAGGACUGGACUUUUAUGACAAGCAGUAUAUAGUAUGUACAUAGUUCGGGAUGACUAACUAUCAUAGAUGGAUACUAUCAGAACCAACUCAUUCAUUUUUUGUUUGGAUUCCCCCCUCCCCAAAAUCCAAAUCCUUACACUGCUAUGCAAUACUUCAUUUUCUAUAGGCUAUAUUUGUUUCAUAUGUAACUAAAGAAUAAGCUGUUUCUAUUUUUUUUCUUAUGUCAUCUCAACAUGUUUUCAUAGCUCAUAUUUUUUUUGUGUGUUUUCAUGUUGUCCUCUUUCCCUCCCCCCUUUUUCUAAAUAAAUGUACAGGAUAUUGGAAAAAGUUGGCUUCAGAAUUAAAACUAUGAACUUUAACAGGGUUUUUUCCCUUUUUUGUAGCAUAUUGAGCUGCUAGCUCAAAGUUACAAUUCAAGAUUAAUUUCUCAGUUAAAUAUUUUGUUGGGCAGUGCCUGAUAAGCUUAAAAGCUGCUUUAUUCAAUAAAAAUAAAUGACUAUUGCAAAAAUAUCACUUGAGUCCAACAAUAUUGUUUUAAAAUAUCUUCACAUAAUGGUAUCCACUAUAUUUUAUUUAGUUUUUAGAUUAUUAUCUUGAUUGUGUUUUAUUGGAAAGAAAUUCUACUUUGAAUGUUGCAGAUAAGCAGGUGAAAAACAUUGACUACUAAAGUACCAAAUUUAAUUCUUCAGAGUUAUUUGUCAUAUGUAAUUUUGAACAACCAGUUUAGAUACUGCAUCAAGAUACAUUUUGCAUCCCAUGGAAGAAUUGUUUUUCAGCUACUGUUUAAAAAUAUACAAUUAGGUAUACAUUUGGCUUUUAUAUUUCAUACUUUUCUGAGUAACAGAAUCAAAAUAAAUUUAGGAAGCUUUAUGAUACUUACCUCCCAGAAUCAAUUUCUGUUGACAUUUUAAAUGUAGGGGAGGAAAUUAAAAAGUCACCCUAAAGAACAAAUAUAUCAGGUAACCAUGUAAUCAAGUUAAUGAAAAAAAUAUAAACCUCAGUGUCACAGUAUUUAACCAAAUUCUACAUUUCUUGACCAACAAUAAAAAUCAUAUAGUUUCACAUAUUAAUAUUAAGGAACUCUGGAAGUCAUUUAUAUAGCGAAUAAGCAAAAAGAAAGCAGAUUUUAUAGAAGAUCUCUUUAUGAUUUCAACCCCAUAGGCAAUCUGUGCUUCUAAAGAGGCACUGAAGAUUAUUCUAGAUGCAUUUUUAUUGUUUGGUAACACUAUGAAUAAAUUAACUUAAGUCUUAUUUUUAUUCACCCAUAUAUGUUAUAUUGGAAACAUUUGUUUAGAACUUAAUAACUUUGCUUUCUUGAGAAAUAAGCAGACGUGAGAUUAAAAGCCAAUGGGGGUUUUACAAGCACUGGAGAGCCCAGUAGAGUUUUGUUUGUGGGCUGCAAAGCAGUUGUCUCCUGGUGUUUAGUCUCACUAAAAUCAAUGGAAUUACUCCCAAAAUCUACUCCAAAGGAAGUUGACUGGAAAUUGCUUUUUUUUUUUAUCACGGAGCAAAGAUUAAGCCAAAUGUAUGCCAAUUUUAAUCAGUUUGUUUAUUCUUCCCACUAGAUUUUUCAAGAGGAAGAAAUCUGUAUUUUGCUCUUGAUUAUUCUUGAAGGGCAAAUUAUGACCAGUCACUGAAUAGCAAGUAAUUUACUAACAUGCACUUUGUGUGUGAGAGAGACAGAGAGAUUGAUGUGCAUCAGGGGGUCCUACACCUGAUUUGUCAUCAUCUAAUUGGCUUUAUCAGUUCCGAUUACCUCUAGGACCCUUUGAUGGGGAAUAGAUGGGGCCUAGCUUCUGUCCUCCCACAUUAAAACAAAAGCCAGCUGAUCAGCAGUAUUUCAUUUACCAUUUUAGUGCUGUGCAUUGUUGGUGUUCUUCUAUUGAGAAUCAUACAGGCAGCCUCUCAGGAGCUAGGUUGAAUAUAGUGAUCAAGCCUUGAGACCUGCGUGCACAGUUAAUAUAUGGUUACCAAUCCAACAUUUGGUGCAUACACAAAAUCAUUGUGUGUGUGCAUGUCCCUCUCUAGGAUGCAGAGAGACAAACCCAAAACUUCUGAGCUACAACAAUAAAAUUACAGGGCUUCUGAAAAAUGAACUACCAUGUUUAUACCACGAAUACAGCUGCUUCAGACAAAACAAGUUAUGGAUUCUGUAACUUGAGGCUUAGUUUUGUGGUUUUGAUGUACUUUUGUAUAUGUGUUUGUGAAAGAGAGAGUGUGUAUAAAUGGGCCAUGUUCUGAUUGCAUUUUUCAGUGAAUCUAAAUGGCGUAGUGAAACUUUUCUCCAAAUUUCCCAAGUCUCUAAAUAGCCUGGAAGGAAUUAACGUUGACAGGGUCUUUCAAGGCUUAGUUAUUAUUAUUCGUGUUAACAAUUACUCUUAAGAAUUCUGUAAUCUUUUUCAUGUUAAAUGAAAUAAAAAUCAUUGGAAAUUUUAAUUCAAUUCAGAAAAUUAAAAUUUAAUUUUAUAAAUGAUACUUGAAUAAAGAGAAAGUUUGCUGUACAUGCAAUUCUCGUAUUAAAGUCAACAUAUUUUAACUUUUAUUGAAAAGAAACAUGCAAACUGAUAUCUCUUCAAACUAAAGCUUCACUAAUAAAAAAAAUAUGGAUGGUGUAUGGAUAUAUGCAGGCUAGACUGGGUAAUAAAAGAAAAAAUUCCCAGUAGCAAACUAAUCUGAUAAAUGUCCAAAUUAUUGUCAAGAAAGUUAUAUAUGGCUGUUUCCAGAAAAUCACCAAGGUUUCAUUGGAGACUUGACCUUAUCUUAUUUGAAAGGUAUAUGGAGCUUGGAAAAGAUCAUGUUUCUAGAAUUUGUUUUAAUGUGUAAAGCCAAAUCUUAUGUUUCAGUGUCAGCUGUUAUGUAGAAAAAGUUGCUUUGUCUUGUAGUUAACAAUGAGCUAUGAUGCUUGGGGGGAAAGUAUCAUUGUGAUGUUUUUCACUGGGGAGAACAUCAGUUAGAUUUAACACAGUGCUUUUGCUAUGCAUGGUAUUCAUUUGAGAAAGCAAUUCCAGUUGUGACUUUUAUUCAGGAUUGCUUUUGAAAUGGGCAAUUCCAAGCACAAUGCCUCCCAUGGGACAUGGCUCAAAAUAUAAUAUUUUUAGUUUUUGUACAAAACAAUUUUAGUAAAAACUGAUGAAAACAGGUCACAUACAAAAUUAGGGAAGAGCUACAGUGCCAUUUGUCCCUAUGAGACUGCAUUAGCUGCCCAAAAUGCUGCUAUUUUUACUCUUAGUUUCUCCCCCUUAAAAAAAUAAGCUCUAUUUUGUUAAAUGUCUUUAAAACAUUAAAAACAUUUCUAUUUUUUUUUUAGGGAGGCAGAGGCUAAAUGGAUGUUGCACGUUGUCUUUAAAAGGCAAUAUUAACAAAUGCGCCUCCUUAAAAAAUGUUGUUGGCUUUCUGAAAUUGAUGGAGCUGUGUCCUGUUCUUAAGUUGCUUUAAAAAUUGUACUAGGUCUUCAACAUGAAUAAAGAUUGUUUUGAAACUGCA